AUGAGGACCUCCGUGCUGGUGUUGGCCCUUUGCGUGGCCUGCCUGGUGCCCCUCUGCUCGUCCCUGGUACAGUGGGAGCAGUUCAUCGGCUGUCUGCAGCGUCGCUUCAGUCGCUCCUUCCUGCUCGAGCCCAACGUGGACUGCGCCACCCGAAAGCUCUUUGUCAACUACCGCCGCUCCAUCUACUGCGAAAACUGCGACUCGUACUUUACGUGCCAGGGUAACUACGAGGCGGUCUUCCUCUGCCAGCAAGACGCCAAGGCCUACGAACUCUCCGAGGCGUUCAGCGAGUGCCGGGAAGAAAUCCAGGGCAAGGGGUACGAAGCGGACAACCUGGUCCUCAACGAGAUCGACCGGUUCGGUAGACAGGGAGGAGACUGCAUGGCGGCCUACCUGAACAAGACCCUCAACUGCCACUACGACCCGACCACCGUGGUCUGCAACCACACCCACAUAGAGUAG
Messenger RNA from Ixodes scapularis (black-legged tick), 462 nucleotides. RefSeq lists its product as uncharacterized. Bases 1 to 462 code for a protein of 153 amino acids. The record is from RefSeq and is a predicted model, not a curated record. The transcript has 2 exons. Lineage: Eukaryota; Metazoa; Arthropoda; Arachnida; Ixodida; Ixodidae.